Molecule: messenger RNA, 1125 nt
Organism: Emericellopsis cladophorae
Lineage: Eukaryota; Fungi; Ascomycota; Sordariomycetes; Hypocreales; Bionectriaceae
Product: putative polyketide synthase
Exons: 2
Biological process (GO): fatty acid biosynthetic process; secondary metabolite biosynthetic process
Molecular function (GO): fatty acid synthase activity
Source: RefSeq, a predicted model, not a curated record
AAACGCUCCACGGGAGCCCAUUGCGAUUGUCGGUAGCUCGUGCCGCUUCGCAGGCGACGCUACAUCCCCUUCGAAGCUAUGGGAGCUCCUGAAAGAACCGAGAGACGUGCAGAGUAGGAUUCCAGACACGCGCUUCUGCGCGGAGGGCUUCUACCACCAAAGCCAUGCGCACCAUAGGCACUGCAAUAUGAAGCACGCCUAUCUCCUGAACCAGGACCCCGCUGCCUUCGAUGCCGAGUUCUUUGGCAUCAGCGCCAUAGAGAGCAAGGCUAUCGACCCGCAACAGCGGAUGCUCCUCGAGAUUGUCUACGAGGCCCUGGAAGACGCUGGGAUGGACAUGGAGGCCCUGCGGGGGAGCGACACGGCCGUGUUUGCCGGGCUGAUGUGUGCCGAGUACGAGGCCAUUCUGCUUCGGGACCUCGACAAUGUGCCCACGUACUAUGCCUCGGGCACGUCGAGGGCCAUUCUCUCCAACAGGAUCUCGUAUCUGUUUGACUGGCACGGCGCGUCAAUAACAGUCGACACGGCGUGCUCGUCGAGCUUGGUUGCCGUGCACCAAGCAGUGCAAGCGCUGCGCUCGGGAGAGUCCAGGAUAGCCGUCGCCUGCGGCGCCAACCUCAUUCUCGGGUCAGAGCCUUUCAUUGUGGAGAGCAAGGUCAAGAUACUGUCGCCCGACGGACGCAGCCGCAUGUGGGACAAGGAAGCAAACGACUACGCGCGAGGUGAUGGCAUCGCGGCCUUGGUCCUCAAGCCAUUCAGCCAGGCCAUACAAGACGGCGACGCCAUCCACUGCCUGGUACGAGAGACAGGCGUGUGCCAAGAUGGCGCCACGGCUGGCAUCACAAUGCCCAGCGCCACAGCUCAAAGGGCACCGAUUCACAACACCUUCAGGAGGGCCGGGCUGGACCCCCAUGCGGCGGCCGACUGCCCACAGUACUUUGAGGCGCAUAGAACGGGGACACCAGCGGGCGACCCCAUUGAGGCUGAGGCCAUCCGCACUGCGUUCUUUAGCGAGGGAUCCGCACUGGCCGAUGGCCAUCCGCUCUAUGUUGGCUCCAUCAAGACCGUCCUCGGCCACACCGAGGGCACCGCCGGCAUCGCCGGCAUCCUCAAGGCAGCGUGGGC